GGUCCAAAGCAGUCGUACGUAAACCAUCCCUUAGCCAAGUUCCGUUCUUUGUCGCUUCACAUUUCAAAUUAUCACCCUAAUUAUACUUUCCAAUGCUCCAACCUCCUAGUGGGUUAACACUCCUUUGGUGUUUAUGUGGGGCGAGGCGAAUGUUCAUCACUCUCGUGGCGAAAGGUUGGCGAAUGGGGUCUAUCCCCAGGUGUCCACUUCCUCUCUUUCUUGCCCCUUUUCUGGUUGUUCUUCGGUCCCCCCAUCGAAGAUGCGUUUUUGGAGAAUUGCUGUUUCCUUUUUCUUCUCUCUCUCUUAUUCGAAAUGGAUGCUAAUACAAUAAGAAUUCACUUCUAUUAAUCUUACACGACGGUUAAGGGCUCCGUUACAGUCUAAAACCCCGUCCGACAUCAGUUCCCGAAACACUUCCAAUCACAAAGGGUCGAAUAGUCGGACAAAUCACUAGUUGUAGAAUUCAUACUGCAACUUGGAGAGUGUUGAUCAAAAUUAACACCAACUCGGCUGCAUUACGCAAGCAGUCAGGGGCCAAGCAUUCAGUUACCCGCGUUCAGCGGCCACUUGUCCAUAGCGCUGCGGCGGAGGUCCCUUACCAGUGGGGAUUUGCGGCGAUCUGAUGGUUGAGAAUUGACGCCAUCGCUUUGGUUCAAAUUAAAAUCUAAGCUGGAUUAUCUGGUCACCUUCCCGAAUAGGACUAUCAGGGCUUCACGGCGACCCACGAAGGGUCCUGAUUUGUUCUGUCUGUAUGGAGUACCGUAACAUCCUCCUCUCUGUGCCUACGGAGUACCUG
Molecule: messenger RNA, 796 nt
Organism: Aspergillus alliaceus
Lineage: Eukaryota; Fungi; Ascomycota; Eurotiomycetes; Eurotiales; Aspergillaceae
Exons: 1
Coding region: 93-323 (76 amino acids)
Source: RefSeq, a predicted model, not a curated record